Hydra vulgaris (swiftwater hydra) is the source of this 2951-nucleotide messenger RNA. RefSeq names its product integrin beta-1-A. The record is from RefSeq and is a predicted model, not a curated record. Gene Ontology annotation, biological process: cell migration; integrin-mediated signaling pathway; cell-matrix adhesion. Lineage: Eukaryota; Metazoa; Cnidaria; Hydrozoa; Anthoathecata; Hydridae. Gene Ontology annotation, molecular function: integrin binding. Gene Ontology annotation, cellular component: cell surface; focal adhesion; integrin complex.
UAAAUUUUGUUAUAGAAUAGUAAAAUGAAAUUUAAACUUUUAUUGUUGGUUAUACUUUUUUCGAUCGUUUUUGCUCAAGAGGGUAAAAAGUGCAAAGAGCGAUCAACAUGUAGUGAAUGUAUGUUAGCUUCUGGUGAAUGUUAUUGGUGUGCUGAUCCGGGUUUCCCUUACGAUCGAUGCAACUUAAAACCAAUCUUACAAGGCGAUCAAAACUGUAAAUUGAUUAGUAUAGAAGAUAACAAAGUGGUUUCAGAAGUAAAUAAAGAAUUUAGUUCCACAAUUCAAGUUGUACCUCAAGAAGUAUCCUUCAAACUACGACCAUUUCAAUCACAACAAUUCAAGAUAAGUGUUAAACCUGCUCGCGACUAUCCAGUUCAACUUUAUUAUUUGAUGGACAUGUCAAAAUCUAUGGAGGAUGAUCAAGAAAAGUUAAAAUCUCUUGGUAAAAAAAUAGCUGAAGAAAUCAACAAAAUAACAAAAAACUAUCAGCUUGCAUUUGGCUCAUUUGUGGAUAAAACUGUGUCACCAUUUACGCAAGUUGAUAUCAUUAACCAUCCAUGUGAUUUAGAUGAAAAAUUUGGAAAAAAAGGCCCUUGUGAUCCUACAUUUGGUUACAGGCAUAACUUCAAUUUUGAUAGCAAUGCUACUAAGUUUGAGGAAGCAGUUGCUCAACAGAAAAUUUCAGGUAAUUUGGAUACACCAGAAGGUGGUUUUGAUGGCCUUAUGCAAGUUUCUGUUUGUGAUACGAUAUUAGGCUGGAAAAAUAUGGAUCAAGCCCGUCGAAUUGUUAUUUUUGUAACAGAUGCUAGUCCACAUAUUGCUGGUGAUGGAAAAAUUGGAGGUAUCACUGCACCAAAUGAUGGUCUAUGUCAUUUACUAGAUAAAGAUACAUACAAAAUAUAUGACAAAUCUAAUGAAAUGGAUUAUCCAUCUAUCUCACAACUAAAAGUAAAAAUGAAACAGAAUAAAGUUGUUCCUAUCCUUGCUGUUACUUCUGAUGUGUUUCCUGUUUAUCAAAAAUUGGCAGAACAAUGGAAAGAUACUGGAGCUGCUAUUGGCAAGUUAGAAUUUGACUCCUCUAAUAUAGUAGAUUUAAUCAGAGAUAGCUAUAAGAAAAUAGCAACAACUGUUCGUUUAAUUGAUGAUUCAAAUAGAGAUCGCUUUACUGUUCGUUACAAAGGUUCAUGUUCAUCACCAGUUGAUAAUGAGUGUCAAAAUGUGCAAAUUGAAAAUCAAGUUGACUUUACUGUCACAAUAACAGCAUUGGAUUGUAAAUCUGCAAAAAAUGACUCAUUUAAAAUAACAAUUCCUGGUUUUGGUGAUGUCAAAGUAAACAUAGAAAUGAUAUGCGAUUGUCCAUGCGAACGAGACGCUGGAAUUCCUAAUGCAGAUAUUUGUAAUAAAAAUGGAACAUCUAAGUGUGGUAUAUGUUAUUGUAAUCCAGGAAGAUAUGGUGUAAAUUGCGAUUGUGAUAAUAAAGCACAGGCUGACACAUCUCUCUGUAAAAUUGCCAAUUCUACAGAUGACCGUGUCUGCAGUGGUUUUGGAAUUUGUGUGUGUGGCCAGUGUGAAUGCAUCAAACGAUCAGCUCCAGACGAGCGAAUUUAUGGAAAGUACUGUCAAUGUAAUAACUUUGGAUGUGAUCGAUAUCAAGGCAAAAUAUGUGGAGGACCUGAAAGAGGGGUUUGUGACUGUCAAGAAUGCAAAUGUAAGGAAGCCUUUCAAGGAGCUAACUGUGGUGCAAUUAAUUGUACUAUUGGUGCAAUAAACUGUAGGAAAGAUAAUCAAGUCUGCAGUAACAAUGGUGUGUGUGCAUGUGACACUUGUGUUUGCUCUUUUGGUUACAAAGGAAAAUAUUGUGAAAAUUGUGUGUCUUGUCCUGGUAAAUGUGCUAAUGUCAAAGACUGUGUUUUCUGUCAAGCCUUUAAAAAAGGAAAGGAUGAGGUGUGCUCAAAGUGCAAUCUGAAUAUUCGCAUAGUUAACAAAACUGAAGAAAAGUGCUCCUACUUAGAUGAUGAUAACUGUUAUGUCAUUUUCAGUUUUGAAGACAAUGAGUUUGCAGGAACAUCAAAUGAAACAAUUUUAGUUCAGAAAGAAAGAAAGUGUAUUGUUAUCGUCCCCACAGACCCUCCUAUCUUGGCAAUUGUGCUUGGCACCAUAGGUGGUAUUGUUCUUCUUGGGUUAAUUCUAUUGUUGUUGUGGAAACUUCUAAUAACUGCUUAUGAUAAUUAUGAAUACCAAAGAUUUGAGAGAGAACGCAUGAAGUCUCAAUGGGAAAAUGCUGAAAAUCCGAUUUACAAACCAUCAAAACAACAGUUCCAAAAUCCAACGUAUGCUGGAAACAAUUAACUUUCGCUGAUUAGUUGCUUAGCAAAUGGUUCAAAAAAAAGUAUUUUAGGCAAUAAAGAUAUUUUUGUAUGUCUUGUUUGUCUGGAAAAGAAGCGUUCGUGAAAGCUUUGAUGCAGUUAAAAUAAGUUUUGACGAGAUUGACUAGGUCGGCGUGAACAAUUUUUUAUAAUAUGCAAAUAAAUUUCUUUUUGCGUUAAUUUUCCAACCCUCAUAAAUGUUUUUAAAAGAAUUAUGGAUACUUUUUUUAUAUAUGAUUUAUUUUACAAAAAAGAUAAAAAUAAAAUUUGAAUUUUUUUCCCCCCAUUUUUGUAUUUUGUUAUAAAUAUUUUUAUUGUACAAAUUUUCUGUUUUUUUUUUUUUUUUGAUUUGUUUUUUGUUUUUUUGUCUUAUGAAAAUAAUUUCAAAUUUUGAUUUUUUUGAUUUUGUGCUUAGUUUUUGAUUCAGUAACGGAUUCGCUUUUAAAUUAAAAAAAAAGUUUCAAUAAAAAAAUCGACUGAAUAUUGGUUUUUAUUUUAACUAUUUGGAAAUAAUUGUAAUAAUGCGUCUCCGUAGAAAAUAUUGUAUACCGUAAAACCGAAACAAAACAUUCCUGCUAUAAAUUA